UUGUUUUCAUUCCCCCUGUCACACGAGGCAGUGGCAAGCCCGAAGGGGAGGAGAGAAGGGGGCGGAAAGAGGGCGGAAAGUGAAAGGCGCAGAGGGCCUCUCUGUCUCCUGUCUGACUCGGUUCUCGACUGCUCCGGGCCGCCGAUGUAUUGUGGGAUCGCAGAGCCGUCCCUGAGACGCUGGGAUCCGCAGAGGAACCCACUUGAGAGCGCCUCCUGUCGUCCGUAAGGCUGCCCUGCCAUCCCUCGGCACCCCAACUUCCCCCGCCCCCCCAUCGCCUCCUCCUCCAUCCUCCAGUUCAAAAUGGCGACGGCGGCGGCAGCGGCGGCGGUGAUGGCUCCUCCGGGCUGCCCGGGUUCGUGCCCCAACUUCGCCGUAGUCUGCUCCUUCUUGGAGCGCUACGGGCCGCUGCUAGACCUGCCUGAGUUGCCGUUCCCUGAGCUGGAGCGGGUGCUGCAGGCGCCGCCGCCGGACGUCGGCAACGGAGAAGUACCAAAAGAAUUGGUGGAGCUCCAUUUGAAGCUGAUGAGGAAGAUUGGCAAAUCUGUUACUGCAGACAGAUGGGAAAAAUAUUUGAUCAAGAUAUGCCAAGAGUUUAACAGUACCUGGGCAUGGGAGAUGGAGAAGAAGGGCUAUCUUGAAAUGAGUGUUGAAUGCAAACUAGCACUCUUAAAGUACCUCUGCGAGUGUCAGUUUGAUGACAAUCUCAAAUUCAAGAAUAUUAUUAAUGAGGAGGAUGCCGAUACUAUGCGUCUCCAGCCAAUUGGGCGAGACAAAGAUGGCCUCAUGUACUGGUACCAAUUGGAUCAAGAUCACAAUGUCAGAAUGUACAUAGAAGAACAAGAUGAUCAAGAUGGCUCUUCAUGGAAAUGCAUUGUCAGAAAUCGAAACGAGUUGGCUGAGACUCUUGCACUCCUGAAAGCACAAAUUGAUCCUGUACUAUUGAAAAACUCUAGCCAACAAGACAACUCUUCUCGGGAAAGUCCCAGCUUAGAGGAUGAGGAGACUAAAAAAGAGGAAGAAACACCUAAACAAGAGGAACAGAAAGAAAGUGAAAAGAUGAAAAGUGAGGAGCAGCCUAUGGAUAUAGAAAACCGUUCUACAGCCAAUGUUCUAGAAGAGACUACUGUGAAAAAAGAAAAAGAAGAUGAAAAGGAACUUGUGAAACUGCCAGUCAUAGUGAAGCUAGAAAAACCUUUGCCAGAAAAUGAAGAAAAAAAGAUUAUCAAAGAAGAAAGUGAUUCCUUCAAGGAAAAUGUCAAACCCAUUAAAGUUGAAGUGAAGGAGUGUAGAGCAGAUCCUAAAGAUACCAAAAGUAGCAUGGAGAGGCCAGUGGCGCAGGAGCUUGAAAGGAUCGAAUUUGGUGGCAAUAUUAAAUUUUCUCACGAAAUUACUGAGAAAUCUACUGAAGAAACUGAGAAACUUAAAAAUGACCAGCAGGCCAAGAUACCACUAAAAAAACGAGAAAUUAAACUGAGUGAUGAUUUUGACAGUCCAGUCAAGGGACCUUUGUGUAAAUCAGUUACUCCAACAAAAGAGUUUUUGAAAGAUGAAAUUAAACAAGAGGAAGAGACUUGUAAAAGGAUCUCUACAAUCACCGCUUUGGGUUAUGAAGGGAAACAGCUGGUAAAUGGAGAAGUUAGUGACGAAAGGGUAGCUCCAAAUUUUAAGACAGAACCAAUAGAGACAAAGUUUUAUGAGACAAAAGAAGAGAGCUAUAGCCCCUCUAAGGACAGAAAUAUCGUCAUGGAGGGAAAUGGAACAGAAUCCUUAAAUUCUGUCAUAAUGAGUUUGAAUAUAGGUGAGCUGGAGAAAGAAACAGCCCCUUUGAGGAAAGAUGCAGAUAGUUCAAUAUCAGUCUUAGACAUCCAUAGUCAAAAAGCACAAAUAGAGGAACCCGGUCCUCCAGAAAUGGAAACUUCUCUUGGGUCUUCUGAGAUGGCAAAAGAUCUCUCUUUAAAAACUGCUUUAUCUACAACUGAGUCGUGUACCAUGAAAGUUGAAGAAAAGUCUCCCAAAACUAAGAAGGAUAAGCGUUCACCAAUCCUAGAAUGUCUUGAAAAGUUAGAGAAGUCCAAAAAGACUUUCCUUGAUAAGGACACACAAAGAUUGAGUCCAAUACCAGAAGAAGUUCCAAAGAGUACUCUAGAGUCAGAAAAGCCUGGCUCUCCUGAGGCAGCUGAAACUUCUCCACCAUCUAAUAUGAUUGACCACUGUGAGAGACUGGCUUCAGAAAAAGAAUUGGUAGAAUGCCAGAGUACAGGUACUGCUGGUGGUCAGUCUGUGAAAAAAGUAGACCUAGAAACCGUAAAAGAGGAUUCUGAGUUCACAAAGGUAGAAAUGGAUAAUCUGGACAAUGCCCAGACCUCUGGCAUAGAGGAGCCUUCUGAGACAAAGGGUUCUAUGCAAAAAAGCAAAUUCAAAUAUAAGUUGGUUCCUGAAGAAGUAACCACUGUCUCAGAAAAUACAGAGAUAACCUCUGAAAGGCAGAAAGAAGGCAUCAAAUUAACAAUCAGGAUAUCAAGUCGGAAAAAGAAGACUGAUUCUCCCCCCAAAGUUCUAGAACCAGAAAAUAAGCAAGAAAAGACAGAAAAGGAAGAGGAGAAAACAAAUGUGGGUCGUACUUUAAGAAGAUCUCCAAGAAUAUCUAGACCCACUGCAAAAGUGGCUGAGAUCAGAGAUCAGAAGGCUGAUAAAAAAAGAGGGGAAGGAGAAGAUGAGGUGGAGGAAGAGUCAACAGCUUUGCAAAAAACUGACAAAAAGGAAAUUUUGAAAAAAUCAGAGAAGGAUACAAAUUCUAAAGUAAGCAAGGUAAAACCCAAAGGCAAAGUUCGAUGGACUGGUUCUCGGACACGUGGCAGAUGGAAAUACUCCAGCAAUGACGAAAGUGAAGGGUCUGACAGUGAAAAAUCAUCCGCAGCCUCAGAAGAGGGAGAGGAAAAGGAAAGUGAAGAAGCCAUCCUAGCAGAUGAUGAUGAACCGUGCAAAAAAUGUGGCCUUCCAAACCAUCCUGAGCUUAUUCUUCUGUGUGACUCUUGCGAUAGUGGAUACCAUACUGCCUGCCUUCGCCCUCCUCUGAUGAUCAUCCCAGAUGGAGAAUGGUUCUGCCCACCUUGCCAACAUAAACUGCUCUGUGAAAAAUUAGAGGAACAGUUGCAGGAUUUGGAUGUUGCCUUAAAGAAGAAAGAGCGUGCUGAACGAAGAAAAGAACGCUUGGUGUAUGUCGGUAUCAGUAUUGAAAACAUCAUUCCUCCACAAGAGCCAGACUUUUCUGAAGAUCAAGAAGAAAAGAAAAAAGAUUCAAAAAAAUCCAAAGCAAACUUGCUUGAAAGGAGGUCAACAAGAACAAGGAAAUGUAUAAGUUACAGAUUUGAUGAGUUUGAUGAAGCAAUUGAUGAAGCUAUUGAAGAUGAUAUCAAAGAGGCCGAUGGAGGAGGAGUUGGCCGAGGAAAAGAUAUCUCCACCAUCACAGGUCAUCGUGGGAAAGACAUCUCUACUAUUUUGGAUGAAGAAAGAAAAGAAAAUAAACGACCCCAGAGGGCAGCUGCUGCUCGAAGGAAGAAACGCCGGCGGUUAAACGAUCUGGACAGUGAUAGCAACCUGGAUGAAGAAGAGAGCGAGGACGAAUUCAAGAUCAGUGAUGGAUCUCAAGAUGAGUUUGUUGUGUCUGAUGAAAACCCAGAUGAAAGUGAAGAAGAUCCACCAUCUAAUGAUGACAGUGACACUGACUUUUGUAGCCGUAGACUGAGGCGACACCCCUCUCGGCCAAUGAGGCAGAGCAGGCGUUUGCGAAGAAAGACCCCAAAGAAAAAGUAUUCCGAUGAUGAUGAAGAGGAGGAAUCUGAGGAGAAUAGUAGAGACUCUGAAAGUGACUUCAGUGAUGAUUUUAGUGAUGAUUUUGUAGAAACUCGGCGAAGGCGGUCAAGGAGAAAUCAGAAAAGACAAAUUAACUACAAAGAAGACUCAGAAAGUGACGGUUCCCAGAAGAGUUUACGACGUGGUAAAGAAAUAAGGCGAGUUCACAAGCGAAGACUUUCCAGCUCAGAGAGUGAAGAGAGCUAUUUGUCCAAGAACUCUGAAGAUGACGAGCUAGCUAAAGAAUCAAAGCGGUCAGUUCGAAAGCGGGGCCGAAGCACGGAUGAGUAUUCAGAAGCAGAUGAGGAGGAGGAGGAAGAGGAAGGCAAACCAUCCCGCAAACGGCUACACCGAAUUGAGACGGAUGAGGAGGAGAGUUGUGACAAUGCUCAUGGAGAUGCAAAUCAGCCUGCCCAUGACAGCCAGCCUAGGGUCCUGCCCUCAGAACAAGAGAGCACCAAGAAGCCCUACCGGAUAGAAAGUGAUGAGGAAGAGGACUUUGAAAAUGUAGGCAAAGUGGGGAGCCCAUUGGACUAUAGCUUAGUGGACUUACCUUCAACCAAUGGACAGAGUCCUGGCAAAGCCAUUGAGAACUUGAUUGGCAAGCCUACUGAGAAGUCUCAGACCCCCAAGGACAACAGCACAGCCAGUGCAAGCCUAGCCUCCAAUGGGACAAGUGGUGGGCAGGAGGCAGGAGCACCAGAAGAGGAGGAAGAUGAGCUUUUGAGAGUGACUGACCUUGUUGAUUAUGUCUGUAACAGUGAACAGUUAUAAGACUUUUUUUCCAUUUUUGUGCUAAUUUAUUCCACGGUAGCUCUCACACCAGCGGGCCAGUUAUUAAAAGCUGUUUAAUUUUUCCUAGAAAACUCCACUACAGAAUGACUUUUUAGAAGAAAAAUUUCAACAAAUCCUGAAGUCUUUCUGUGAAGUGACCAGUUUUGAACUCUGAAGACAAAUAAUUGCUGUAAAUUCCUUUUGAUUUUCUUUUUCCGGGUUCAUGGUCCUUGGUAAUUUCAUUCAUGGAAAAAAAUCUUAUUAUAAUAACAACAAAGAUUUGUAUAUUUUUGACUUUAUAUUUCCUGAGCUCUCCUGACUUUGUGAAAAAGGGUGGAUGAGAAUGCAUUCCGAAUCUGUGAGGGCCCAAAACAGAAUUUAGGGGUGGGAGAAAGCACUUGUGCUUUAGCUUUUUCAUAUUAAAUAUAUAUUAUAUUUAAACAUUCAUGGCAUAGAUGAUGAUUUACAGACAAUUUAAAAGUUCAAGUCUGUACUGUUACAGUUUGAGAAUUGUAGAUAACAUCAUACAUAAGUCAUUUAGUAACAGCCUUUGUGAAAUCAACUUGUUUACUAUUGGAGAUAACCACACUUAAUAAAGAAGAGACAGUGAAAGUACCAUCAUAAUUAACCUAAAUUUCUGUUAUAGCAGAGUUUCUUGUUUUUAAAAAAAUAAAAUCAUCUGAAAAGCAUUUGUACAGUAAAAUGUAUAAUGAAGCUUUGCCAACCAGACUGUGCUAGCAACACAUUUUUUUAAAUAGCUUUAUGCAGUGGUAAUAAGGUGGCCUCAAAUAUAUUAUGUCUGAUGGAGAGUUAUUAGUGAAAUGGAUGUGGUCUUUCUUAAGGCCUGGGUGGACCAUAAACUUUGCCAAUAGUAUAACUCUUGUCUUCUGGCCACUUGAUGUUUAAAUAUCUGAAAUAUCAUUUUGAAAAAAAUACAUCUAUAUAUAACCUACAUGAAGAGAUGCUAAGCUGACAGUGAUAUUUUAGCACAUUUGAAGACUGGGAAGAGAUUUUCAGGUGAAUUUUAACUGGUCUAUUCUUGCCCUUAGUAUCUACUUCAAAUUGAAGUCUACAAACAAAGCAGUUCCUUUGGGAGGUUUUUAGUUUGAGUUUUAGCAUGUGUGCAUAUGCGUGUGUGUGUGUGUGUGUGUGCGUGUGCAUAUGUGUGUGGGAAUUUCCUAUCUGCCUGGAUAUAUUAGCAGAGUUUGAAUGUAGUUUUGGCCUUUGGCCGUUAGACUUCUAUUAAAAUUCUUUAAUAGUCAUACAACCAACAUAGAGUUGAAUGAGAACUGCCGAUGUAAUUAAUAGGCAUAACAUCCAUUUCAAACAUCUCAACACUUUAAAGAAAAGCCCUUUGUUUCAAAAAAAAAAAAAGGGUUUGUAACUAACUAAAUACCUAACAUGUAAUUGACACUAAAAUAUGAACUUUGUCUUAUUUAGUUUCUGUUAUAGCUGUAAAACUUCAGGCAGAGCCAUAACAUUGUACAGAGUAUAGCACUUGUGAUUAAACCUAGCCUGUUAAAUCCUGAAACCUUCAACCAUUACUUCUGUGAAUACUUUUGCCCUGGGAUUUGGGUUUUUCUGUUCCAGUGUUGUGUCUGUUGCCGGCAAUGGACACACCAUAUCUGCUGCUGGCCCAAGGAACGUCAUUAAUUUUUCUUUCCAAAUUAAAUAUUAUGUGCUAGUCAGUAUAUAGUAAAGCACUUCUCUUUUUUAUUACUAAAAAGCUGGCAUUAGAUUUGCAUUAUAAAUACCUCUCUAGGAACUUUAUACUCCUUUUCCUUCUUCAACAGCUGUUGCCCUUAAAUCUUAUCUUUUGGCCUUGAAAGUUUAUAGCUAUUGUUUUUCAGUUGUUCGUUGUUUUGUUUUGUUUCACUUUAGUUCUGUAGUACCUGCCCAUUAAUAUUUUUGCUUUGAUUCUAGCAAUGUGUAUGUAUCUGUAUAAAAAAUAAAAUAAUGAAAGCAGCCUAAAAAUAGGAUGCACCAAUA
Molecule: messenger RNA, 6618 nt
Organism: Piliocolobus tephrosceles (Ugandan red Colobus)
Lineage: Eukaryota; Metazoa; Chordata; Mammalia; Primates; Cercopithecidae
Gene: RSF1
Product: remodeling and spacing factor 1
Exons: 16
Coding region: 304-4629 (1441 amino acids)
Biological process (GO): negative regulation of DNA-templated transcription
Cellular component (GO): RSF complex
Molecular function (GO): histone binding
Source: RefSeq, a predicted model, not a curated record